UCAACUCAGUUACUUAUUUCCUUCUCUGCCACUUCUCUCUUGCCUCGGGGGGGAAAUGGCAGCAGGCUCGGUGGUGAAGCUGCCUUUUGCUGUUGUCGCCAUGGUGACGGCGGCCUUGUGCCUGGCCUCAGUCCCCGCCGCCUCGGUUCGACUGUCCCUCCCCAAGAGUGGCCCCUCGACGCAGCCGGGCCGGUUCAAUUACAAGACUCGGUACUUGGAGCAGAAGAUUGAUCACUUUGGAUUUGCUGAAGAUUCCAUAUUCAAACAAAGGUACCUGAUAGGCGAUGAAUAUUGGAAUCAAGAUGGAGGCCCCAUUCUUUUCUAUACAGGAAAUGAAGGAGACAUCACAUGGUUCUGUAAUAAUACGGGUUUUAUGUGGGAUAUCUCUAAGGAACUGGGUGCCAUGUUGGUGUUUGCUGAACAUAGAUAUUAUGGAGAGUCUUUGCCUUUUGGAAAAAAAUCAUUCAGUAAUCCCAAGUACUUGAACUACUUCACCUCGGAACAGGCUUUGGCUGACUUUGCAGUUCUUGUUAGAUAUCUCAAACAGACCAUUCCUGGAGCUCAGAACAGUCCUGUUAUUGCAAUAGGAGGCUCCUAUGGAGGAAUGUUAGCAGCUUGGUUUAGGAUGAAGUAUCCAAAUUUCGUUGUUGGAGCUCUUGCUGCUUCUGCUCCAAUCUGGCUGUUUGAAGAUUUGACCCCAUGUGAAACUUUCUUUGCGAUUGUAACCAAUGACUUCUCGAAGAGUGGAAAAGGCUGUGCUGAAUGCAUCAGACGUUCUUGGGGUGCAAUAAAUAGCCUUUCAUCCAAAGCUGAAGGCUUGAAGUUCCUUUCUAGUACUUUUCAUCUCUGUUCACCAUUACAAGCAUCUGAUGUGGCACUCUUCAAAUCGUGGCUGAUUGAAACUUGGACUAAUCUAGCCAUGGUGGACUAUCCUUAUAAAGCCAACUUUUUACAGCCUCUUCCUGCCUGGCCUAUUAAGGUUGUUUGCAACUUUCUUAAGAAUCCCUCACUUCCUGCAAAGUCAUUGCUCCAAAAUAUCUAUCAGGCUGUGAAUAUAUAUUAUAACUACACUGGUAAUGCUGCAUGCCUGAAUAUAUCCCAGACUUCAACUUCCUAUCUUGAUGAUCAAGGCUGGUAUUACCAGAGUUGCACAGAAAUGGUGAUGCCUUCAUGUACAGAUGGUGUGAAUGAUAUGUUUGAACCAGUGGCAUGGGAUCUCAAAUCAUUUUCUGAUGACUGCAAAAAGGACUGGGGAUUGCGUCCAAGACCUGACUGGAUCACCACAGUUUAUGGUGGGAAAAAUAUCAGUUCACACAGCAAUAUUAUCUUUAGCAAUGGUGGUUUGGAUCCUUGGUCAAGUGGAGGGGUGACUAAAUCAAUCUCUGAUACCUUGGUUGCCAUUUUGAUUCCUGAGGGAGCUCAUCAUUUAGAUCUGCGUUCCAGUAAUGAACGGGACCCUUACUCUCUCCGAAAAGCACGAUCUCUGGAACUUAAAUAUUUCAAAAAGUGGAUAAAAGAAGCAAAAACUGAAUCACUUGAAACCUACAAUUCUCCUAAUCAUUGAACUAUAUAAACUUGGGUAAAACGUUCUCAGAUUUUACUGAUUUCUCAACUUGAUUUGCAAUAGUUCCUUUUCACAGUUUCUUGUGAGGUAAUUUUCAACAACCAGUGUCCUGAUGUUCCUUACAAGAAAUUUUAUAAUUUGUACUUGAGUUUAUAACUGAGUGAUACCCUUGGUUUUAGAUAAUAUGAAUAGUAUCUUGUGUUUUAUCCAAAUUGCCGUUUGUUAAUUUGUUAUCUUAAUGCGCUGAUAUAAUCAAUAACUUUGUUUACAUUAUUAUUUUGUAUGAAUUUACUACUUUGAAUUGUGGUUUGCUGGUCAGAUCUUGAUUAAAAUUCAGGUUGGGUUUCACUGGAUUUAUGAAUAUUUCCAUUGUUUGAAAACUGAAAUUGAUGUAAAACAAGUUCCAGUGGCUCAGAUAAUGCCAGUUUUAAGACUUGUAACUCAAAAUGCACAUCUUUUGCUAUUAUCCUUUUUUAAUAUUCUACCCACAUGCCUUUUUGAUGUUACAUUUAUCCUUUUAGCAUUUCUUAAAUUAAAUUUCUGCGUGUGGUUUACUUA
Molecule: messenger RNA, 2122 nt
Organism: Pristis pectinata (smalltooth sawfish)
Lineage: Eukaryota; Metazoa; Chordata; Chondrichthyes; Rhinopristiformes; Pristidae
Gene: prcp
Product: prolylcarboxypeptidase (angiotensinase C)
Exons: 9
Coding region: 56-1564 (502 amino acids)
Biological process (GO): regulation of blood vessel endothelial cell migration; angiogenesis involved in wound healing; proteolysis
Molecular function (GO): serine-type exopeptidase activity; dipeptidyl-peptidase activity
Source: RefSeq, a predicted model, not a curated record